UAUGGAUGCUUGACCAUUGUAUAUUUUUGCAUUCAUGUAUCCAGAGGUGUUGUUAGAAUUUGUUCAAGCCAUCAGUUUGCCUUUGAAUAUUGCUCCAGAACUUCUCCCAAUGUGGAGGAAAUGCGCACGGAGCUUGCAAUUUCAUGGCUUGUGGCAGUGCCGGCUUUUGCAGUUUCCCUCAGUUGCUCGGAGAAGAGGAUAAGCGGCAUGACGAGACAGGACAAGCCAUGUCUUUCUCGUCAAUGCAAUUUGAGUACUCCACGUACUCUCCUAUCCUACCAAUGGCGUUGUUCUUGCCUGCUACAUCCACCAAGACCAACGUUGUCCAUUCGGGUUGGGUCGCCAAAAUGGCGUGAUACUGAGCCCUCCGCGCCUUUAGUUACCCCCUCCUCCUUCCUUCUUUUCGUUUUCCUCGUGGUUGAGAGACAAUUUCUCCCAUUUCGACUGUUGUAAGCGGAGACCCUCCCCAAUAGGAGUUCUGGAAGGUUUUUCUAACGAUCUUUGAGAACUGAUUGUCUCAUCUGGUCACAGCAGUUUUUGUUACAGAUCUUCAGCUAUGACCGACACUAUGGCGACAUCUGCCGAGACGCUCACAAAUGGACAAGAUCAAAAACCACCAGAGAAUGGGAAUAGUCACGUGGAUGCUGAUGAGGAGGAUCCCAUCAUUCAUGAGAUCCCCGUGUUUCUGGCCAAAAGUCUGGCCCAGCAAUUGUACCUUUUUCAAUAUCCCGUUCGACCCGCACACAUGUCUUACGACACGACGACGGUCCUGGAUUCCAAGGUGCGACCUCAACAAAAGCAAGUUGAACUGGCCAUGGCCUUGGACUCCAAAGGCACCAAUUACGACGAGUCCAAGGGCGAACAAAUUGCCAUGAAUGUGGAUGGAACGAUGGGAACACGCGAAGCUGAGGAGUUGGUCUUUCCCUCAGGCGUGAUGGACAAGCAAUUGCUGGCCUCUGCCAAGGCCGUGCCCAACGCCUCUCGUUACGCCGUGGGCAUUCUCGGUGGCAACGAACUCCAUAUCACGCCCCUGGAAGCCGUUCUCCAGUUACGGCCUAAUCUCGGUUACCUCGACAAAUCAGAUAAGACCGCCAAAGCUGAAGGCCGAACUUUGGACGAUCCAGACGAUCCUCAGGACGACAAAGAAGAAGAGGUCGAGGCGAAACCCGUGACGGUUCGCUUCGCCAAAUCCGGAACGGAUUACGCCAAGAAACAGCGGGAAAAAUCCUUCGCAUUUCAGCAAAAGAAGAGCGAAGAGGAACCCUGGAUUCCAACCCGGUUUCAUCACGUCAAAUCCACUCAAUGGGAACAGGAGUCUCAGAAGUUGUUUUGCCGGAAAAUGGACGACGAGAUUGCCUCCCUGAAUCAGACGCCCAAGCAAUAUCUUGAGGCUCUGGUGACUGAUCCAUUUAGCGAUGAGAUGAAAGUCAAGCAGGAACUGGAUCCUUAAAAUACACGCUAUUUUAUUUACGAUGAAAA
Molecule: messenger RNA, 1479 nt
Organism: Tigriopus californicus
Lineage: Eukaryota; Metazoa; Arthropoda; Copepoda; Harpacticoida; Harpacticidae
Product: tumor susceptibility gene 101 protein-like
Exons: 4
Coding region: 557-1450 (297 amino acids)
Biological process (GO): protein transport; protein modification process; DNA-templated transcription
Cellular component (GO): nucleus; ESCRT I complex; RNA polymerase III complex
Molecular function (GO): ubiquitin binding
Source: RefSeq, a predicted model, not a curated record